This is a messenger RNA of Sinocyclocheilus anshuiensis, 912 nucleotides long. RefSeq names its product homeobox protein Hox-A13b. Gene Ontology annotation, molecular function: DNA binding; DNA-binding transcription factor activity, RNA polymerase II-specific. The coding region runs from base 30 to 899 and encodes 289 amino acids. The record is from RefSeq and is a predicted model, not a curated record. The transcript has 2 exons. Gene Ontology annotation, biological process: regulation of DNA-templated transcription. Lineage: Eukaryota; Metazoa; Chordata; Actinopteri; Cypriniformes; Cyprinidae.
GAGCUGGUAGGCUCCAUGUAGGGCGUGCUAUGACAGCGUCUUUACUCCUCCAUUCCCGCUGGAUUGACCCAGUGAUGUUUCUCUAUGACAACGGCUUGGAUGAUAUGAGCAAAAACAUGGAAGGAUUUCUGGGAGGCAAUUUUGCUGCUAACCAGUGCAGGAAUCUUAUUGCCCACCCGUCUUCUUUGGCCCCGAGCACAACCUACACGUCGAGUGAGGUGCCAGGAUCGGGCAUGGGGGAACCUGUCAAACAAUGCAGUCCGUGUUCAGCCGUACAGAACUCUCCCAGUGCUUCUUUGCCCUAUGGAUAUUUUGGCGGCAGCUAUUACCCGUGUAGGAUGCCCAAGUCCUGCACGCAGCCCACCUCCUAUGGGGAAAAAUACAUGGACACGUCUGUUUCUGGAGAGGAGUUCCCUUGUCGUGCUAAGGAGUUUGCCUUCUACCAGGGUUACUCGUCUGGCCCUUACCAGCCUGUACCGAGUUAUCUUGACGUGCCAGUCGUACCUGCGCUGAGCACCCCUGUGGAACCCAGACACGAGUCUCUUCUGCCUGUUGAAACGUACCAGCCCUGGGCAAUCACGAACGGAUGGAGCAGUCCGAUGUAUUGCCCUAAAGACCAAACGCAGUCAAACAGCUUAUGGAAAUCGUCUAUUCAAGAUACUGUCUCGGGUACCGAUGGAGCCUCAGUGCGUCGAGGGAGAAAGAAGCGGGUUCCCUACACCAAGGUUCAAUUGAAGGAACUAGAACGAGAAUAUGCCGCAAAUAAGUUCAUUACUAAGGACAAACGAAGAAGGAUAUCUGCUCACACAAACCUGACCGAGCGACAAGUGACCAUCUGGUUUCAAAACAGGCGGGUGAAAGAGAAGAAAGUGGUCAACAAGUACAAGGGCAUCAGUUAAGGUCUGAAAGAAU